AUGGACACAUCUAUCUCUAACUGUGACAUCACUGGACUGUAUUAUAUAUCUCUCACCGUGACAUCAUUGGAUACAUCUAUCCAUAACUGUGACAUCACUGGACUGUAUUAUAUAUCUCUCACUGUGACAUCACUGGAUACAUCUAUCUCUAACUGUGACAUCACUGGACUGUAUUAUAUAUCUCUCACCGUGACAUCACUGGAUACAUCUAUCCAUAACUGUGACAUCACUGGACUGCAUUAUAUAUCUCUCACCGUGACAUCACUGGAUACAUCUAUCAAUAACUGUGACAUUACUGGACUGUAUUAUAUAUCUCUCAUCGUGACAUCACUGGAUACAUCUAUCCCUAACUGUGACAUCACUGGACUGUAUUAUAUAUCUCUCAUCGUGACAUCACUGGAUACAUCUAUCAAUAACUGUGACAUCACUGGACUGUAUUAUAUAUCUCUCAUCGUGACAUCACUGGAUACAUCUAUCCCUAACUGUGACAUCACUGGACUGUAUUAUAUAUCUCUCACCGUGACAUCACUAGAUAUAUCUAUCUCUAACUGUGACAUCACUGGACUGCAUUAUAUAUCUCUCACCGUGACAUCAAUGGACACAUCUAUCCAUAACUGUGACAUUACUGGACUGUAUUAUAUAUCUCUCAUCGUGACAUCACUGGAUACAUCUAUCAAUAACUGUGACAUCACUGGACCGGUGUGUCAGGAGAGAGUCAUUGUUUGUUAA
Pelobates cultripes (western spadefoot toad) is the source of this 729-nucleotide messenger RNA. The record is from the annotation of a GenBank genome assembly. Lineage: Eukaryota; Metazoa; Chordata; Amphibia; Anura; Pelobatidae.